AUGACACAGGAAGUUCCCUCUACCGAUCCGGCAGUCUACAACGCCUACAAGGAGAAAUGGGCCGUGGCACCGACUACUGCGCCCGAAUGGCUCACUCGGGCGCGCGAGGUGGCCGACGUGCUGGCCACGGACGCUGCCCUGCGUGACCAGGACAACAAAUCGCCCGUGGCGGAGGUGACCCUGCUCAAGCACUCGGGCCUGCUGAAGAUUCUGGGACCGACCAAGUACGGCGGCGGAGCGCAGUCGUGGGAUGUUGCCUGCAAGGUCGUGCGUGAGGUGGCCCGGGGUGACGGAUCGAUUGGCAUGCUCCUCGGAUACCACCUGCUGUGGUCAACAACGGCCAAUGUGGUUGGCACCCCCGAACAGGCGGACCGUCUCCACGAGCGAAUCCUGACCAACAAUUACUUUGUCGGCGCCGCGGUCAACCCGCGCGACGAUGACCUGAAGAUCACCCGCGAGGGCGACGAGAUCAUCUUCAACGGCUUCAAGGGGUUCACCACGGGCGGCGCCGUGUCGGACCUGAUGGUCCUCGAGGGAGUGCUCGAGGGCACGGAGCUCCACGUCUUCGCCCUGGUGGAGACCCGCCAACCAGGCCUCUCCUUCCUUCAUAACUGGAACAACAUCGGUCUGCGCCUGACCGAGUCUGGCAGCGUGCGCAUCAGCGAUGUGCGUGCUCCCUGGGCCGACGCGCUGGGCUACGACGCGGCGACGCAACAGCCACUGCCAGAGAUCCUCCUGAUCCAGUACCCUAGCAUCCUGCUCCCAACGCUGCAGCUCAUCUUCUGUAACUUCUACCUGGGCAUCGCGCGCGGCGCCCUCGAGACGGGCAAGGAUUACACCACCCGCACCACCCGUCCCUGGCCGUACGGUGGCGGUGAGACGGCCUCCACCGCGACGGACGAGUUCUACAUCCUCGAACGGUACGGCAAGUGGCUGGCCCACCUGCGGGCGGCGGAGGCCCUGGCCGACCGCGCCGGCGAGGAGCUGGCAACCCUGUACGCGCGCCACGCCGUCGACCACGCCGGGCUGACGGCCGCCGAGCGCGGCGAGCUGGCCGAAUGGGUGGCCAGCGUCAAGGUCGUGGCCACCGACGUCGGCCUCGAGGUCUCCUCGGGCGUCUUCGAGGUGACGGGCGCGCGCGCUACCUCCCGCAAGGUUGGUCUCGACCGUUUCUGGCGCGACAUUCGCACUCACACCCUCCACGAUCCUGUUGCCUACAAGCAGCGCGAAUUGGGGCGGUACCUGCUUCUCGGCGAAUAUCCGGCCCCCUCUUGGUACACGUAA
This is a messenger RNA of Penicilliopsis zonata CBS 506.65, 1284 nucleotides long. RefSeq lists its product as hypothetical. The record is from RefSeq and is a predicted model, not a curated record. Gene Ontology annotation, molecular function: flavin adenine dinucleotide binding; 3-methylbutanoyl-CoA dehydrogenase activity. The transcript is spliced from 3 exons. The coding region runs from base 1 to 1284 and encodes 427 amino acids. Gene Ontology annotation, biological process: L-leucine catabolic process. NCBI's taxonomy places the organism in Eukaryota, Fungi, Ascomycota, Eurotiomycetes, Eurotiales, Aspergillaceae.